UAUGUUUUCUUAAGUGCAAAGGAUCUGCAAAAACCGUUAUGGGAGGAUUAACCAUGUUUUGCAACCAUGGAACAUAGGAUUUUAUAAAUUAUAUAAAAUGGAUUACAAAAUUGUUCAACUGAUUGACUUCCAGUUUGGAACCAAACAAUAUAUAUAUCAACAGCUUUAACAACGAUAAUUCCAAAAUCUUUGCGAUGGCUAACUUGAAAAAUUUCAUCAGUGACAACCAAGGUAUCAAUUGGUUAAAAUCCCACUUGUCUUUGAAAAUAACGAGAAAAUGCCUCAUUGGUUUGGUUGAUGGUGAAAUGCAAUUACUAAAAGACUCGUAUAAUAAAGCACAAUGCACACACGGCCUGGCACCAAGCGCUACAUGCAAUCAGUGUUGCACUGAAAACCUGUUGGAUUGUUUGCCGAGAUAUAAAUGCUCAGUUAACCGGCCUUGUAAACUUCAUCAAAACGCCCAACAAGAAGCUUGUCCGAAGAAUAUCUGUGACGAUAUUCGGAAAAACAUCGAAAAAGAGCAUCGUUUUAAUGGACCAUCUUGGAAGAAUUCGGACGCCAAACAAUGGUCGACUAACCACUGGCAAUUCGCCAAGUGUUACAUGCCACCGGAUGGUUAUGCACAGGUUUCAUCAGCCGCAGAAACCGAUUUCAACGGAAUUAUAAGUGUUCUCAUCAACUGCUUAAGAUUUGAAGGAAAAUUUACGUUUUCGUUGACUACAACUCCAAAUGUUCUUACUCAGGCAAGGGACAUCGGGAAAAACAUGCGACACAAGAAAGAUAUGAGUGUUAGCAAUGACGAACUAAAGGAAACCUUUCAAACUCUUAUUGCAUUACUAAAUGAACCUGUCUUUGGGCAAGAAGGACAAAACGCCGUGGCUCAGUUGCAAAUGCUUCAAAACGAUGGAAUUUUAAUUGAUGUGGAAGCGAUCAUUGAAACUAUCAAUGAGUCAAAAGCAUUAGCCGUCGAAGAAGUGAAAAGUGAAGCAAAUGCAGCAUUUAUCCAAAAGCACAAGGAUCUUGUCGAGUUUAUUGAACGAGAAAAAAAAGAGCUGCAAAGAACAAUUGACGAAAAGGCCUCCUGUAGCGAUCCUCAUGGUCAGACACACAGCUAUGAAGAGAGAAAAUCAGUUCUUAAGGAUGAUCUGAUAUACUUCUACAAAGAAAAAUACUCUUCCCUACCGCUCGGCCCACAGGUCGAACAAUAUGACCCUAAAAUGGUGGACUGCUAUAUUGCCCCGAAAUUAACAAGUGUUGAGAUCAAGGAAAGAAGAAUGCAUGAAAAUUCUCCAAUGUCAGAAGAAGAAAUAAGGAAACCUUCAGAGUCAUUUACAGAAAUAUUUUCAGAAAACAAACAUAUCUAUAUAACAGGGAAAGCAGGGUUUGGGAAAACAGCAUUUUGUAAGUUUUUAACAUUUAUUUGGUGCUUAACACAGAUGGGGGAUAAUGAAAUGAUUUCAAAAUUCAAAUUAAGCGGACAGCGCUUAUAUGCUGAUAUGACAGCUGUUUUAGGAAAAUAUGAGUUUGUCUUUCUAAUUCCGCUGCGUCUUACAUCAGAAAAGCUUUGCGAAAUCAAUGACAUGGUAUGCAAAGUGCUAUUCCCACGACUUCGACAGUUCAAGUCAUUUGAGUUCAACAUCCAACUACUUGAAAAUAUUUUGAUAAAGGAAAAGUGUUUAAUUAUUUUAGACGGACUGGACGAAUGGAAACACCCAUCUUUUGAGAGGUUGCAGUGUUUUAGUGAAAAUUUAACUGUACCACACAAUCAAGACCAGACGUUGUGUUCGUUGCUUAUAACAGCACGACCUUGGAAACUAAGCGAAGCUGAAAUAAAGGUGUCAAAAAUAAAUUACUUCAUAGAAAUUGAAAAUUUAGAUGAUAAACAAAUAAAUCAGUUGAUAGUUUAUAUGAAUGGUUGCUUGUCCGAGAUGAGUCGAACAAAAAAGAACGUAGACGAAUUCUUUAACCGCAUAAACACACGCAAAUUGAAAGACCUACUAUCGAUACCUCUUGUUAUCAUUCAAAUGAUGUGUCUUUGGUAUGAUGAUAAAGAUAUAGGACAAAGUCGAUGCGAAGUUUACAGUAAUAUGGUUGAUUUUUUCCUCUUGAAAGCAAAGCAAAAACAUAAAGAGUUGGCAAAUAGAGUAGCUUGUGUGACAGAAUCCGUAUGUCUUCCAAAAUGUUUUGCGGUACAGAUUUGCCAUACAUUUAAAGGUCUGGUUCUAAAAUUAGGAAAACUUGCCUUCAUGGCAUUUUUUUCUGAUGAAGCUUCUGAACAACAUGCAUUUCCCGAAGACUUUGUACGCAAUAUUAUUGAAGACGACUCAGAACGUGAGUUUGCGUACGAAACAGGGCUGUUAUCUAAGAUGUGGAUUCAGUCAGGAUUUUCAUAUAAGACAUGCAAAGUGUCUUUCCUGCAUUCUACUUAUCAAGAAAUGCUUUGCGCUGUUUAUAUGGCACAUAUAGACUGUGAUAGCAAAGAAUACAUUCGUAUGAAAGAGCAAUAUAGCAAAAACAUCAACAAUGCACCCAUUGACUUCAUAGUAUUUUUGAGUGGAAUGUCAUUGCCUUUAGCGCGAGACGCAUCAGAAAACAUGUCGAAAUUUUCUCCACACGUAUUGACAUCAUCAAAUGAAUCGAAGAAAGUUUGGCUUAAAGACAUGCGGAUUUUGGGAGAAAUCAUUUUCAGAUCGUAUGAGGAAUCAAAAGCAAAUGGAAUACAAGACGGUCACAUUCUUUCGUUGAGACAUGUAGUCAUAGAGUGUGGAUUGAAAAUAAGUCACCCACUUAUUCAGUUCAACAGACAUAAACUUGUAUCACUAGGGUAUUUGUACGAGACCGGCGACCCCGAAGAACAAAGUGAAUUCGAUGACCUCUCCUCAAUCAUAAAAGAUUCUAGCUCGUCAUUAAACACCAUCGGUAUACACCUUCUCAGUGGGCAAAGUCGUGCUCUAGAUCCAGUGUCUUUAUCAUUGUGUAGCAAACUGCAUACACUUGUGUUAAAAAAUGUUGAGUUGCCAGGAGAAACGCUUGAUUUAACAGUAUGUGAACAAUUGUACGAUUUGAAUGUUAAAUAUGUUCACAGCAAUAAAUUGAAAGUGAUUAUUAACCCAUGCAAAAUGUACUGCUGUACAUUGCUUAACGUUGGCACUGCUUGUGAACCUUUUGCUUUGGAAUUUAUUGGAGGAAAACAGUUCACAAGUCAGCUGAAGGAAUUGAGACUUAGAAACGUUAGAGUUGUAACAGAAAUAGACUUAAACGACACACUUGUCGAGCGACUUCAGUUAGUUAAUGUUUCAAUGAAUAGAGUGAGUAUUGAUUCAAGUUGUGUGGAAGAAUGUGGUAUUGGAGGUUACAUAGGACAGUCGUGGAACGGUAUAAAGUACAUUUUGGAUGAGGUCGGUAAAUCAACACAAUUGCAAGCUUUGUUAAUAGAAGACGAAAUUUCACCAGAGAACAUUUUGUUAUUGCAAAACAUAAUCAAUUCAAUCAGCGGACUAAAAGAAUUGUCAUUGAAUAACAUAAGAUACCCCGAACAUUUCAAGGUAUCUAACAUUCCAAUGAACAUUUCCAAGAUUAACUUGGAAAAUGUAUCAUUUUUUAAUAUAAACGAAUUCACAACCCUUAUAGAUCUUAUAAAUCUAAAACAGGGGCAGAUAUCAUGUAUUAUGAAAUCAUGUCGGGUUCAGGAAUACGGCCUUCUCGAUAAAGCAAUUUUGAAACGCGAAAUUUCAAUCGUCGAUAACAGGACAUACACUUUUACAAACGACGCCACAACAUUUAUUGUGUCAUCAACAACGUGAAAUCAAAAGGUUAUCUAAGGUUCUGGUAUUAUGUCGUGACUGUAUUUUAAAGCCAUUGUAAGACUCAAUGAUGGACAGGAUUCAUCAAACGGGCAGAUUCUCACAAAUAAGAAGAUAUUUUUUUCCGUUUUUUCGACCAAAUUCAGCAAUUGGUGAUAUUGAUUUUAAUCUGCAUUUGUUGAUGUAGAUCUUUUAAAAAAUAUAACAGUAGCAUGGAAUAGUUUGAAAGGUGUGUUUUUAAAAAUGUUUCAUUUUUAAAUAAACAAGGAAUCCAUUCCGCAAGAUUUGAACUAUACGAGCUCAGUUGGGGAGUUGAGUAGAAAAUUGCACAUGUACAUAUCAUCCGUAUUAUUAUUAUUAUUAUUAUUAUUAUUAUUAUUAUUAUUAUUAAGGUAUCCGGUAUGCAGAUAAGUCGAUUUCGGAUGCCUGAUAAAAAGGAUUGUAUUGUAGUGUAAAAAUAUGUAAAAUCAUUUCAAAAAUAAAGAUACACCUAAAACCUUUCGGCAUUUAAAGAUUGCAGAAUGGGAAGUUUCACGACCGAUUAAGUUCAAUUAGUGAAAUAAAUUACAAACUUCAGCAAGCAAAACGAUUUUAUGUUAUAUCAAAAUUACAUGAGGUCACUAGGCAUAAAAUUUGAUAUUAUCGCCAAUGCUGUGAUACAACGAAAAGCUUUUUUUUAUAUCGGAUAUCUUAAUAUCGGAACUGUAGAUAAAUUUUUAAGUAUAAUCAUUUGAUAUACUGAGGACAAAGACAUUGUGAUAUCAUCUGCUCUGUUAAUUAUAUAAACAUCUAAGAGGAGGAAACUAUUGAUAAUUUAUUACAUUUUUGAACAAAAAGGAAAAUAACAUAUUGACAAUUACCUUUAAAUCAUUUGUCACAUAAUCUGUAUUUGUAGGUCCUACUUGCGGGCAGGGCCCCACAAAGGAGCAGAUUUGCAUUAAUUUAGGUCAUUUUUUUCGAAGACCAAAGGUCGUGAUAUUGUAAUAGGCAUCGGUCUCCUAAUUGUAACUUUAGCCGGUACACAAAAAACAACGUGAAAGGUACCAUGCGCAUGCAUACCAAAUUCCAUGCCGCUGGGUUCAAUUAAUAUUGAGUUUAACCGCUUGUUUGACUAAUUGUAAAUGUACAAUUUGAGACUAAAUGUCCAUGAAAUGUUGCUUUCACAAGUUCCAUAGGGUUUCAAGAAUCAGCAAUAGGAGAUAAAAAAGAAUCGUCAGUUAUGUUUGUGGCAAUUUUAGUUUAAAAUAUGAUUAAAGGAGAAUGUGUUUUGUUACAAUAUUUCUGGUAAAUAUGAAAAUAUUAUUGUUACAAUUAUAUACCUGAAAUAACUAUUUUUGUUAGAAUUGGUUGGGCAACAUUAUAUUGCUAUUUAUUACAAGGAUUUCUUAUUUUGUCCUGCAUUAUAUCACAAAAUCAGCAUUGACUGUCGUACACUUGCGUUACAGUUUGCUUAUCUCAACCUUCAUGUGGAGGAGGAGUAAUUCUGAUACGUAUACGAUUUAAGUUGUUAAGUGUGUUUGAUCAAACAAAUAAGUUAAUGAUAGCUAUUCAAUUACAUUGGCUAGAGCGUGUUCUAUCUAUUUGUAUAUGGAGAAAUGUAUACAUGCUCCCCUGUAAGAUAUACGUAUGUACAUUUUUCCAUUUGCUAUUGAAUGAUAGAAAAUCUGUUCAUUUCAAGGGAGUUGAACUCGUUAAUAAUUUGUCUACAUAUCGCAAAUAAUUGUAAUGAAUAAAGUUUAUGACCAUUGUUUUAUUGUUCUAUUCGUCUUGGCUCUAAUUAUCGCAAUGAUAAACAUGUAACACAGGGGCUGAGUGUUUAUAGCGACGAUGGUAUGUACCAUGUGUGUUUUAAUUUGCUACGUAGAUGUGAUUAUGAGUGGUAACCAGAACUACCAUCGACUCGUUAAUAA
This is a messenger RNA of Mya arenaria, 5713 nucleotides long. RefSeq lists its product as uncharacterized. The transcript is spliced from 5 exons. NCBI's taxonomy places the organism in Eukaryota, Metazoa, Mollusca, Bivalvia, Myida, Myidae. The record is from RefSeq and is a predicted model, not a curated record. The coding region runs from base 195 to 3803 and encodes 1202 amino acids.